AUGUCCGGACCAGGAGGAUAUGCGAUAGUUGACAUGGACGAGGACCCUGCAGGGGAUAUCACCGGCCAACCCAGUAACGAUCUUGAGUUCAAGACUUAUCUGGACUCCAACCCGGCUGGGGCUCGGACAAGUCAGCCCGCGACUGGUACUCGUACCGCGCCUGAUGUGCCUUACAGUCCUUUCGAUAUCGCCUACUAUCAGUCUUACUUCGACGUCGACACAAACACGGUGUUGAAGCGAGUGGGGAUGUCCAUGAUACCUCGAGACAACUUCAUUUCGGAGAUUUGCGAAGGCCAGAUUGACCUAUACGGCCCCUUCUGGACCCUGACCACCCUCAUCCUCGCCCUCUACACCACCUCCACCCUUACCUCCUCCAUCACCGAAUACCUCUCGCCUACCUCCGGAGAGCACAUCACCUCCAACAUCCCCCUCCUCUCCACCGCCGCGUCCGUCAUCUAUUUUUACGGCCUUGCCGUCCCGUGCGGUCUGUGGGCCGUCACUCGCUGGCUCGGUAUUGGAGAUUGGGGAGUCGCAGAGGUGAUUGGGAUAUACGGGUACGCGAUGGCGGUGUUUGUCCCGGUCAGCUUGGCGUGCCUCGUCCCUGUUGGGAUCCUGAGAUGGGUGUUGGUCGGUCUAGCAGCUGGAAGCUCGGGCUUCUUCCUGUUCAGAAACAUAUAUCCUGUCCUCCUUCAAUCUGAUAACCCCAUGUCGAAGAUCAUCAUCCUCGCAGUGCUCGGCUUACACGCCGCCAUGGCAUUUGGCAUGAAGGUCCUCUUCUUUUCGUACACCGUAGCAGGCUACAGUGCCGGCCCGGACCCUAUUGGCAGUCCUAUCUCAUUAUAG
This is a messenger RNA of Dioszegia hungarica, 843 nucleotides long. RefSeq lists its product as uncharacterized. NCBI's taxonomy places the organism in Eukaryota, Fungi, Basidiomycota, Tremellomycetes, Tremellales, Bulleribasidiaceae. Gene Ontology annotation, molecular function: small GTPase binding. Bases 1 to 843 code for a protein of 280 amino acids. The record is from RefSeq and is a predicted model, not a curated record. The transcript is spliced from 7 exons. Gene Ontology annotation, cellular component: Golgi apparatus; membrane. Gene Ontology annotation, biological process: vesicle-mediated transport.